UUGGGCCGAGGAUGGGGGUGGCGAGGGAUCAGGGUUAGAGGGAGAUUAACCACACGGAGGCCUAUAAAGCUUGAGUGUAAUCCGCACGCUGCAGACAGAUUCAGAGCAACAACUGCUCCGGAAACGUUUUACUCGUAACUCGCAGUGUUUAGGAUCAAACACUGACUCUAAAACAAGAGCAGACAUUUCAGAUUUGGCACUUUUAACAGUUAUAUAUUACAAAACCAUCAAGUAGUGAGUGCAGAUUAGUCUUUAUCAACAUCAGAAACAUAAAGGAGGAGAGAGGGAACAAUCAUGAAAAAGGGAAAGCAGAUCAGUGAAGACAAUGAACCCCCCACUUACCAGGAGGCCACAGCAGGAUAUGAGGAGAUGCAGGCUCAGUUCUCCUUUGAUGACAAGACCAUCAGGCGGACCUUCAUCAGGAAGGUUUACGCCAUUCUCAUGGUUCAGCUUUUUGUGACUGUGGCUAUUGUUGGUCUCUUCACAUUUUGCGCCCCCGUGAGGUAUUAUAUUCAGACUCAUCCUGGCUUGUACAUGGCAUCUUAUAUGAUGUUCUUGUUCACCUACAUUGCACUCUCCUGCUGUGGAAAUCUGAGGCGGCAGUUUCCCUGGAACAUCAUCCUGUUAGUUAUCUUCACUUUGAGCAUUUCUUUCAUGAUGGGUUUUGUGUCAAGCUUUUACAACACCAAAUCAGUGAUGCUGUGUCUGGGAAUCACGGCUCUGGUGUGUCUCUCUGUCACCAUCUUCAGCUUCCAGAGCAAGAUUGACGUCACAUCGUGUCAGGGCGUGCUGUUUUCUUUGUGCAUGGUCAUGCUUCUCUGCGCCAUCACCAUCUCCAUUGUGGUCCCCUUCGGAUAUGUUCCCUGGCUACACGCUCUUUAUGCUGUGAUAGGAGCCAUCCUCUUCACUCUGUUCCUGGCGUUUGACACUCAGAUGCUGUUGGGGAACAAGCGUUAUUCCAUCAGUCCAGAGGAAUAUGUUUUCGCCACCCUCAGCCUCUACCUGGACAUCAUCUACCUGUUCAGCUUCCUGCUGCAGAUCAUGGGAGAAGGACGCUAGUGAGGAACCUCAUCCACUGUCCUGCUACACAUCUACUGGUCGGCUGAACUAUUUCAAACUGUCAGGCGACCAAGGAUCUGUUACUCUCAUGCUUAACAUGAUGUCAGGUUUAUUGCUGAUGAGUCAUCAUAUCCAUUUUUUAUGCAUGUGUUAAAGCUGAAAAGAGUGAGAGUAAUCUGUUAGUUCUUUGCUUUUGGUUAUGUAAUCUCGUCUGUACAAUCCUGCUGCUGGUUCUGUCCUGACAUUAUCCACAUCGUAACUCACUAGUGGUUCACUGUACUCCUGCUGGCCAUUCCUGUUAAUCUGGUUUUGUUUUGGUUUAGAAGCAGAGUUGAGUAAGAUCUGUUUCCUUGGCUGCAUCUCUCUGUUUAUCUCCGUUACUAAGACAGAAAUGACGAUUCAGGAAAUCUGCAAUUUGAAGCUCAGCAGGGUUGAGUUUGUUCGAUAAAAACAAAGUUUCACAAGCUGCGUAGAUUAGGUUUGUUUUAUACUUGUUUUUUAUGCACAGUAUCACAGAAUUUGUGUUUUAAAAGGUGUGUGUGUGUGAGAGAGAGAGAGAGAGAGAGAGAGAGAGAGAGAGAGAGAGAGAGAGAGAGAGAGAGAGAGAGAUUUACAUUCUAACUUCCAGACUUAAAGCUUACAAAAUCCACCACAAAAGGGAAAAUGUGUUUGCAUACAGUAGUCUUAGUCAUUAAAGCUAAGGUUGGUUUUCAACAAAUAGAAAAGUGUUUCAGAAAACAGAUUACCAACCUCACCUUUAAUGAUCAGUUGCAAUUCCUCCGUCAUGUUACUGUGGCCUUUGGGAUGUGUUAGAAAAUAAUUUCACGUUAACGAGCUGAGGAUCAGAAUUUAAAUAUUAGAAAAUGUUUUACCUGUAUAGUGAAUUUACCUGGACAUAUGAUAAUAUUUUUAUAAGGACAAUGAGUUGUGAACACUUAAUACUGUGAUUAUUAAAAUAAAACAGAUUCAUAAUCA
Molecule: messenger RNA, 2034 nt
Organism: Hippoglossus stenolepis (Pacific halibut)
Lineage: Eukaryota; Metazoa; Chordata; Actinopteri; Pleuronectiformes; Pleuronectidae
Gene: faim2b
Product: Fas apoptotic inhibitory molecule 2b
Exons: 12
Coding region: 295-1059 (254 amino acids)
Biological process (GO): negative regulation of apoptotic signaling pathway
Cellular component (GO): membrane; endoplasmic reticulum; Golgi apparatus
Source: RefSeq, a predicted model, not a curated record